Messenger RNA from Xiphophorus hellerii (green swordtail), 716 nucleotides. RefSeq lists its product as uncharacterized. The transcript is spliced from 2 exons. The coding region runs from base 1 to 684 and encodes 227 amino acids. The record is from RefSeq and is a predicted model, not a curated record. Lineage: Eukaryota; Metazoa; Chordata; Actinopteri; Cyprinodontiformes; Poeciliidae.
AUGCAGGUGUCGGAUUCUGGGGGUCUUGGUUCUUUUUUCCUUUUUGUUUUUCUUUUCCCCUCUUCCUGGUGUGAGUCUGUAGCAUCACUGGGGCCCACUAGAUGGAGCCAGAGGCUGUCUACCUGGGAGGCGCGCCCAUGGCUUUUACGCACCUGGCGGUCAUCAUCUCAUCAUCCUCUGGAGGUUAAAGAAGCUCACUGCCAGCACUUCGAUGCCGGAGUGUUUUACCUGCUUGGUACACUGAGCCCCUCGAAGCUAGUUCUGAGAUUUUUUCCUCUAAGUAACUCUUCGUUAUCCUCUGUGCUCUUCAGGAAUCGCUUACUCCUCGAGACGAUUUGGAUUCUCCAGAGUGACUUCCAUCCUGGCUUUUUGGUUAAAGCCCUCCUUGUGACGCCGUGGACGGUACCCACUGGUUGCCCGAGUCCCGUUUUCACCUCUCCCGUCAGAUCUCAAGAUUCUCAGUUGUCAUCGGCUGGCAGUCGGACCUCACCUCCACCUCCGUCAAAUCAUCGCUUACCUGCCCGCCCUCCACCGCAGCCUUCUUGCCUAGGAUCCCGCUCGUUUAUGGAAGCCGGAUCCGUUGACUUCAGCCUGGAACCCACAGACUACCUCCCUGAUUGUGAUCAUUCUUUCCCAAACUCCACCCCAGGAUCCUCACCAUAUCACAUUACUUUGCUUCAAUAAAAAAAAUCUUUAACUGAUUUCUGUUCCCUGUG